Messenger RNA from Gongylonema pulchrum, 366 nucleotides. NCBI's taxonomy places the organism in Eukaryota, Metazoa, Nematoda, Chromadorea, Rhabditida, Gongylonematidae. The record is from the annotation of a GenBank genome assembly.
AUGCAUACGAUUUGCUUUUGCAUAAAAGUACACAUUCAUCCGAGUUCGGCACUGCGGUAUACCGAUUCCACACCGGAAUUCAUUGUUUAUGAGUGUCAGGUGCAAACAUCAAUGAAUUUCGUAAUGAAUGUAUGCGCAGCGGAUCGAGCCUGGCUCAGCGCCGUUGACGAAAACGUGCUGGAGGAGAAGAAAAAGGGCAAACUAGUACCAUAUAAUAUUUGUUGUGGACCUACAGCCAAAAGAUGGAUUUCAAGUCAAAUGCCCUAUCUUCGAGAAGAGGUUGGUGAGGAAUGCUAUCAAAUACAAAGCAUGGAUAAUCCAUACGAUAAGCUCCUGAUCUAUGUUUCAGUUAAAAAUUUGCCCAAA